CACAAAGUUUUUAGAACAUUGCGGGACUCGUUGGUAGACAGUCCGACAACUCGUGUCGUCUCUGCAUUCAAUUUUCGAGUGAACCAAGACAAGAAAGAAACAAACGACACCAUUUAAUUGUGUUGUUUCAGAGUUUUCGUGACCAAAUGCCGGAAGAAUCGACACACAAAAUGGGUCACUGGUGAAGAAUUUCCUCGCGUGUUUAGUUGUGCUAGUGUUUGCGAUCGCCAACACGAGGAUUGUGAACAACACGAUGAUGAUAGAGAAUUGCCUUUUCAAAGUGGACAGUGACUACACGUAAUGUCGUCUUAAACGCAUUCAUACACAAAAAAAAACAACGAAAUUCUUGCUCGAGUUUUGCACUUUAUUUUGAAAACGAUUUGCCUCAAUUGAAGAACAUCAUUGAAAAAGAAAUGGCUUCGUCUAAAGUGGCUCGACGGAGACAAGGAAGUCUCGGUCUGCCCAAAGAUUCGCCGCCACCACCGACCGUCAACGGCGCUGCUUCUCCAAGUCAAAGCCUCGACAAUCUCGAAAUGAUCAAGACGAUUGGAACGGGUACCUUCGGUCGGGUUGUCCUGUGUCGUGAAAAGAGCACGCGGGAAUACUGGGCGCUCAAGAUCUUGGCCAUUGCUGACGUGAUCCGACUCAAACAAGUUCAACACGUCCAGAACGAGAAAAACAUUCUGCUCAGCGUGAAUCAUCCCUUCAUCGUCAACAUGGUGUGGACUCAUCACGACCAAUCGUUUCUCUACAUGCUGUUCGACUACGUCUGCGGCGGCGAACUGUUUUCAUAUUUGCGCAACGCUGGACGUUUCAGCAGUUCCACAGGUAACUUCUACACGUGCGAAAUCGUGUGCGCUUUGGACUACCUUCACACGCAGAACGUUGUCUACCGAGACCUGAAACCGGAGAAUCUUUUACUCGACCGGGACGGACAUUUGAAAAUCACCGAUUUUGGUUUCGCAAAGAAACUAACCGACAGGACGUGGACGUUGUGCGGGACUCCCGAAUAUUUGGCGCCGGAGAUCAUUCAAUCUAAAGGCCACAACAAAGCAGUCGACUGGUGGGCGCUAGGGAUCCUCAUUUACGAAAUGUUGGCCGGAUACCCGCCGUUCUUCGACGACAAUCCGUUCGGCAUCUACGAAAAGAUUUUGGCCGGCAAAAUCGACUGGCCCAGGCACAUGGACCCGAUCGCCAAAGAUUUGGUCAAGAAACUUCUAGUCCAAGAUCGGACUAAACGGCUGGGCAACAUGAAAAAUGGUGCCGAUGAUGUCAAACGCCAUCGGUGGUUCAAAGGACUCGACUGGGAUGACGUUUUCUACCGCAAACUCAAGCCACCCAUCGUGCCGAAAGUCAGCUACGAUGGUGACACCUGCAAUUUUGACGAAUACCCGGAGGCUGAUUGGCAACGGACACCUUGCGUCACCGAAAAGGACUACAAACUUUUCGAGAGCUUCUAAUGUCAUUGUGUGGUACCCAACCCCCCACACACACAUAACACUGAAUUUUUCAAUUUAACAUAUUUUUUUUUUUUUUUCUUAAAAGAAAUAUUUUGGACUAUAGGAAAGAUUUUUUUUUUUUAUUAUUGUACAUAAAAAAUGGCGCAGCUUUUUUUAUUUUUAUUUUUUUAUUUAUCAUAAUUUUCUAUUUUUAGCGCAAAAAAAGCCGUUUGGCUUCAUGUCAUUGGUUUUCAAUUUUUUUCCUCUUUCGACUUCGUGAAUUAUUUAGACGCGUUCGACAAGUUUUCAAAAAAAAACAAACAAAAAAGACUUGCCUAUUUUUGACAACAAUGUCUAGGAACUGUAAAAAAAAAACUAAGCGUCUCUCCAUUUCUAUUGUGUUGUAGUGUAUCAUAUGCCACCCGUUUUUUUUGUGUGCGCGUACGUGCAUAACGUAAAAAAAAAAAAUGGUGAUUUAAGAGUCAAACCGGUCAUUUGUUUGUCACGGCCGAAGAAACACGCUGAAACGAUAAAUGGGGAAGGAAGACUUUUCUUUUCCUUCUUUGCCUUUUUGAGUGACGUCAAAACACGUUUGAAGUAUAUUUCCUUGAUGACAAAUUUAGAAAAGAAAAAUACGUGACGAUAGUUCCACAUUUGUUUAGUUUCUUUUAUUUCAAUGUCUUUUUUUUUUUUUUUUUUAUAAAUCUAAAUCAUUCACUUUUUCGGGCUUUAGACAUGAACGUAUUAAAACAUAUUUGGAGACGUGUAACCGUGUCUUGGAGAGCUUCCCCCCUGCCCUUGUGUGUGUUGUAAACAGUUUUUUCAAUACGAGAACGUCUUUCCGUCAACAACAAAAAAAAAAUUGUUUCGUGAAAAUGUUGUGCAAUUUUUCGUUUCGAGUUUGUCUUUCCUUGUAUUUUACAACGUGACAACGAUGUGUGUUUAGAAGAGCGCUGAAAUACAACGAAUAACGAAUGAA
This is a messenger RNA of Daphnia magna, 2418 nucleotides long. RefSeq names its product cAMP-dependent protein kinase catalytic subunit 3. Gene Ontology annotation, biological process: protein phosphorylation. The transcript has 8 exons. The record is from RefSeq and is a predicted model, not a curated record. Bases 414 to 1460 code for a protein of 348 amino acids. NCBI's taxonomy places the organism in Eukaryota, Metazoa, Arthropoda, Branchiopoda, Diplostraca, Daphniidae. Gene Ontology annotation, molecular function: protein serine/threonine kinase activity; ATP binding.